AUGGCAGAAAGCGAUCGCGUGCGCCUACACAUCACCNNCCCCUUCAACGCAACCCUCUACCAAAACAUCAUUCCCGCAUCUCUCCAACCAACCGCCACAAACAUCUCCUACCACACCGUGCAAACUUUUCCCGAACGCGGUUUUGGCUUUGUAGAACUGCCCAGAGCCGACGCCGACAAGUUGCGCAANAAGCUCAACGGUGCAACACUGCGAGGUCAGAAAAUGGCUAUCCAAGAAGCAAAGCCUGAGAAAAGGAGACGCCGCGACAAGGACGACGAUGCCCAAGAAGCAGAAAAGCAACCGCGCAAAAAGGCCAAAAAGGAAAAAUCAAGCAAGAAAAAGGAUAAAGAGAUUGCUGGUUUCGAGCUGCCCGACCAGAGACAAGUAAAGCGCGGAUGGACAGAAGAGCCUGGAAAAUACAAGGACAAGAAGGACAAGUCGCACAAGUCCAGCAGUGACAAGAAAGACAACAAGGACAAGACACCAAAGAGGGAAAAGUCAAAGUACUCGUCCAAGUCGGAAGUUCUCUUCAAGCAAAAACUACCCGAAGGAGUCAUGCUGGCCCAAAAAGCAGAAGGCAAGGACAAGAAGAACAAGAAGUCGAAACAACCAAAGAACAUCACCGUCAUCCACGAGUUUGAAAAGAACAAACCCGUGCCCUCUUUCCUGAAAUCCGACGUCUCGAGUGAGGCUUCUGCAACUGCUGAUUUCGUGCCUGGCAAGGGUUGGGUUGAUGCGGAUGGAAAUGUCGUUGAGGAGAUUCAGGUUAAGCCGAAACGAGAGGACAGGAUCGCAAAGAUGAAGGAUACGCCUGUCGAGAUCAAGAUCAAGCCCGUUGCUCCCAAGGAACCUGCUAUGCACAAGGAUAUUACUGCUGGCGCAAAGGCUCUGGGCUACAAUUCGUCGAGUGACGAGAGCUCGGAUGUAUCUUCUGAGAGCGAUGAAGACAUGNNACUGAUGACAGUGAUGAUGAUGAUGAUGAAGACGACGAAGCAGAGGGAAGAAAAAGAAGCCGAGAAGGAAGAAAUCGCAGAAGAGAUCAAGGAAGGUGCCGAGGAAAUCGCUGCGCCGACGCCGACAGAGCAACAAGACGAGCCCGAAGCAGAUUCAGCAUCGGACUCCUCAGAUUCAGACUCUGACCCUGACUCCUCAGACAAGGACGAAGAAGAAGCCAUUCCAGAAAAGGCCACAACACCUCAAAAAUCACCCUCCCCAAUGGCAACAUCCCCCAAACCAACCACCCCACCCCGCGAAGUCCACCCCUUAGAAGCCCUCUUCAAGAAAAAGGCCCCUUCAGACUCAACACCCCGCCCCGCCCCCAUCAACACCUCCUUCUCCUUCGGCAUCACCGACGACAUCGACGAAGAAAUGCAAGACUUCGAUGACCCAACCUACCCCUCCACCCCCUUCACCCGCACCCGGGACAUCCGCUCUGCAGCACCAACCCCCGACACCGCCGCCAUCGGCCGCAAAUUUUCNUUUUCCUUCGCCAACCAAUUCGCCGAAGACGACAUCGAAGACAACUACGAUGCUGAAGAAGAAGAAUAUGCAAAUGCUAAUCUGGAACCUCUGGGAGUCAAGGAGAAGGCAGAAGGAGAAGAGGAAACAGAGUUUGCAAAGUGGUUUUGGGAGAAUAGAGGUGAUAGUAAUAGGGCUUGGAAGAAGAGGAGGAGAGAUGUUAUGAAGGUUAAGAGACAGAGGGAGAACAGGAGGAUUAGUAGACGUGUUGUGUAA
This is a messenger RNA of Aureobasidium musti, 1734 nucleotides long. Lineage: Eukaryota; Fungi; Ascomycota; Dothideomycetes; Dothideales; Saccotheciaceae. The record is from the annotation of a GenBank genome assembly.